GUGCAAUCGAGUAGAAUUGAGAAAGAGUCGGACAAGAACUUGGUCGGCGGCAAAUUGGCAGGAGACCAAAAACAUUGGGAACGUCGAUGAACAGCGAUGCAACGGAGGCUGCACUCGGUCUCCUCAGCCUCUCUCCUCUGAACAACAACACAAUCCCUCAAAUCAGAAAACCAGUACAAAUACCGACACCAAGACCACCGCCAACGACAACACCAACGCAACCAGCGCUAUCAGCUGGCCCACCUCUUCCAGACGCAGAUGCUAUCAGCUGCAUAUGUGGUUUUCUCUUUGACGAUGGUUUCAGCAUUGCCUGCGACGUCUGCUCUCGUUGGUGCCAUGCAGCAUGCUUUGAUAUUGUCGAGGGAGAGGUCCCAGAAGAGUGGCGCUGUUGGGACUGCGAUCCCCGUCCUGUUGACCGUGACCGUGCAGUUCGCCUCCAGAAGCAACGUAUUACAGAGAUGCACGUCAGGGAGAGGGAGAGAGACAAGGAAAAAGAUAGAGACAAGGGCAAAAAACGAGAUAGAGCAGGGUCGCCCGUACAACGGCGACGAGCCAGCGCUGCUGCCAUCGAGGGCUCUGGAAACACAAAGAAGAAACGUAGAGCAUCUAUCAUAUCCCCGUCAACACCGCACCCACCACCGACGCCAAUACAGCAGGGGGAAGAUGAGCCGGUCGACAUCGACGAACCGUGGUCUCUAUCCUACGUCCCUAUCACUAAAGACAUCGUUACAACAGAAGCCCAUGCCAGACUCCGCAGACAAGCCCAGGCAUGGCGGGGCAUCACCGCCCUCUCACCACCCAUACAUCCCAACCGCACACAAAUCCACUCAGUUCCACCUACACCAUCCCCAAGUCAGCUGCAUACCAACCCCCUCGUUCGCCCGCCCACCUACAGCCUCCACACAACCACGCCGGUCCCUUCGUCGAGCUACAUUGCCCCGUUUACCUGCGCUAUCACCCCGAGCGCUUCUUACCUCGCCGACCCGCUCAAUGCGUAUGCCCACCUUGGCAUGCCGAAACCAUUCGUGCACCUCAUGGGUCCACCGCUGGACGUCGCCCUCGAUGCGAGAGUUGUUGGUGACGAGGGACGCUUUGCCCGGAGUGGGUGUCGUCCAAAUGCAGUGUUGAGGCCCUUACUGUGCCGUAAGGCAAAGGAUGAGUCCAAGGCAAAGGAAUCAUCCGAGAAAGAGAGGACAGAAAGCGUGAAGAAAGAGAGGAGGGAAAGCGGGAAGAAGAAGAAGAACGACAAGACAGACUCGGAUGAAGAAACCCUAACAUUUGGCGUAUUCGCACUGCGCGACCUCAAAGCUAACGAAGAAGUCGUUCUCGGUUGGGAAUGGGACGACGGAAACGCAGUGCACAGUCUUCCAGCGCUCAUAGAGAGCCCACAUUUGUAUUCGACGUACCACCUAACUCACCUCCGUGCACAAAUGACCUCAAUUCUCCAUGCGCUCAGUUCCACAUUCACAACGUGUGCAUGCGGUGCCCGCGCAAGGGACUGCGUUUUGAAUGUCAUGGCGCAGUAUGUUGACAGCGAGCUUGAUGCAUCUAGUGUCACGUGUGCGUCAGGGCAGCCUAUGAAUGGUACGGGCGGGAUGAUGAAUGGGAAUGGGGCGAGGCAGGCAGGAGAGGCGGAUGCCGGGGAUGGGUCGAGCUCAGACAAGGAGAAUUGGGGACAUGAUUCUGAGCGAACUGUGGUGGGUCUUGGAAUCCAGAUGAACGCGAACUCGACUAGUACCAACGGGAAUGGUGCCAAUAUCAACACAAACGGUUUGAAUGGAAACACACCAUCAUCACCGGCAUUCACCCGGAAAAUUGACCUCGGUCCACUGAUUGGCGCGAAACGCGGCUUUAGGACACGGGAAAAGGUGCCAUUUGGCGGGGGCGUUGGCGGCGUGGAGAUGAUUCCGUCGGGAUCGGGGGUCAGUUUUGACGCUGAGUCGACUGAGAAGUUUGGUGCUGAGUUGAGUGGGAGAUUUGAUGUUAGGUCGAGUGGUAGAUCAUCGAGCGCAGGACCCGACGCAUGGCCUUCAAGUUUCAAUACUCCCGCCGAGUCCUCGGGCUUGGGACCCAAUGGAGGACCAUCGAAUUGGCGCCCUACGAUUUCCACCUCGAGUCAGUCACGAACUUUGAAUUGCACGAGGACAAGCGAUAGGAAGGGCAAGCGGCGUGCUCCAGAGGAGACAGACGUGGAUGCAGAUGUGGACGUGGAAGGCGACGGCCCUACUCCCGACUCGAUGGACGUCAACGAGGAGAAUAUUCCACCAAGGAUGCGUAAGAGGUGGAUGCAUACUGUGUCUGUGUCCGUGUCACAUGAUCGUGAUGAGCGUGCCUCUUCGAGGAAUAAGAGAAAUUUUGUUUCUAUCAACGCACAGAGUCCAUCUGGUUCGCAUGGACAGCAUGGUCAAAGUCUAUUGGGAGUGCAUGUACAUAGUUCACCAGUGUUGAGUGGACAUAGUCCACCUGCUCCGGUGUCUACGACAGACUGGAGAAGCCCGACAUCACUCUCAGCGGACAGUCCAGCACCAACAUCUGGAGACAGCCCUUCACCAUCCCCCGAGAGCACUGUAGAUGGAAUGGAUAUCGAUGUGAACGAUACGUUCUCUGCUGACCCUCUCUCCAUAGACAUUCGUCAAAUGCCACCACCACCAAUGCCGGCAGCUCUCGAUCCCACCACCAUUUCCUCCGUCGCAUUCGCAUCCGUCUCGCCUUCAGCAACCUUCUCAAAAUUAUCUCUUCUGUCACCCGUUCUGCCUGAUAUGCGCUCCGGGUCACCUUCCCUCUUUGGAGUGCCUCUGACAAACUCGUCUAGGCGUCCUAUGCCAAUGUCAUCCCCUCCGCCACCCCAGUCAUCCAAUAGCAAGAGUCCUUCAGACGCAUUGAGCGCGCAAGUCACAGUCUAUCCACAACCGUCCAAUCCAUCGAUGUCCAGCGCUUCUUCACCCCAUCGUGUGCGGUUUGCAUCCCCGGAGGUGUUACAUGGGCAACCGUGCUUGAAGACUACUCAACAUACUCCGCUUAAUUCAGGGAGGCAAGCGACACCUCCUAUUUAUUCACAUACUCCUCCACCUGUGUUGGAAGAUGACAAAACAGCUGGUUCAGCAGCAGAGGCCGUACUACAGCCAGAUAGGAGCCCUGUACAUGACGGAACUUCUCUUGAGGUCAAAAUAGUCCCACCAGAUGAAGCGCCACAAACAGGUGUUUCUAUAUCAACAAUUAUGCGCGAUUCAACUACACUGGUACCGUCGAUAUGCGAGUCAACGCCAUCCCUCCAUGAUUCUGAUUCACCACCUCCGUCAUGCGAACCCGCACUACCUAUACACGAAUCCACGCCAGCAACACACGAACUCAGUCCACCAGCAUAUGAACCCACGCCACCCGCACGCGAACAGUCACCGCUGCCUCCUCCAAAGGUGAAGAUGUCCCUAAAGGACUUUGCUUUGCGCAAGAAGAAGCAACGGGAAGAAAUGGCGAAGGAGCGGGAAUGUGAGUCGCCUGGUGGGUUGAGCAUGGGGUUACUAGAGGAGAGCGGGGACGAAGGGAUACAUGUGGAUGAUGAUGGUGCAGAUGAGCGGCUGGGGAGGGAUUCUGAGGGCACAGACCAUGAGCGUGAUUUGGAAGUGACCAUGUCAGAUAUAAGAGAGGUGCGGGAUGUGGAGAUGGAUGGUGAUAAUGACGUGGGGCAGGCUGUUGAGAGGGUGAAGGACGAACCUGACGCUUCUUUCACCUUGCAGAACGUAGUGGACUGCGUGCUGGAAGAUUCACCUGCUGAGAGUCAGCGGCGUUGUGAAUCCGAACCACGAGGCGCUACUCCAUACCCGCCGAGGUCUCCCGUCGCAUCCCUGAGAUCUGUUCGUAGCAUGGAUAAUGCUCAUCCCAACGGCCAACUUGCAGAUCCCACUUCUCUUGUGACCAAGGUCGAGAUAUCGGAGACUUCUAUACCCAAUGGACUUGUGGGUGCCUAUGAUAGGACAUCACCAUUUGCGCCGGACCCGCCUCCACCUCCAUUGCACCAGCAGAUCAAGGGUACUGAAAAACAAUCGUCAUCACCCAAAACUUUUUCGUCACCCCUACCCCCUUCCGCUCCGGCUUCCUAUUCUCUUAGACCCUCUCACGAAGAUGGAGAAAUCACAAGCGCCUCUCCUCCAAAGUCGUCGCAUUUCUUCCCUCGAUCUUACACACCUCCAACCCAGCCCCGCUCGUUUCAGACCUCACAUCCCUUGUCUCCUAAUUUUACCCAUACCACAUCCACACCCACCCCGUCAUCUUCCUGGCGUGGCCCACCUCCACCGACAAGAGCACCCUCAUCCAACACUCCUUCCUCGAACGGCCCUCCGCGCCCCUUACCCAGUGGGCCACGGGCACUGAGAGUUAGUCAAUCAUCCCAUCCACCAACAUAUUCUUCUCCUAGUAGCCGCGUGUACAGCGGUUCGCAAUACAUUCCUCGUGGACCGUCUGCUGAUCGUGAUCGUCAUGACCGUGAUCGUCUUGAUUGGGAACGAGAGCGCGGGUGGGCGCCACGACCGCGGGGACGUACGGGUAGCAGUGGUUGGGGUCGAUAACACCAACCGUUGAAUACCGAAUAAGGAACCUUAUUCUCCCUCUGUUUUUGUAGGCCACUCUUUCCUUUCAUGAUAUUAUAUUUUUCUGCUUGAUCCUGAUCAUUAUUGCUUUUUGCGGCGUGGUUUGUAUCGCGCCUUCCUGUGACUUUUUAUUUUUAUUUCUUUGCUUCUUCAUUUCGUGGUAUCAACUAUGAGUAUAGAGUAUUAUAUUGCGUAACGAAUGUACAACGAGCCGCGUGUACCAUCUCUGCAAUCAUACUGCAUCAGACAAGCUAUUCAGUACUGUUCUCACCGUG
This is a messenger RNA of Suillus fuscotomentosus, 4858 nucleotides long. RefSeq lists its product as uncharacterized. Bases 87 to 4562 code for a protein of 1491 amino acids. The transcript has 4 exons. The record is from RefSeq and is a predicted model, not a curated record. Gene Ontology annotation, molecular function: protein binding. Lineage: Eukaryota; Fungi; Basidiomycota; Agaricomycetes; Boletales; Suillaceae.